CCUGCUGUCAAACGCGCCUGUCAUGGACGUACCUUCAGCCCGACCGUGCAAGAAUGGUGUAAGCGUCGUUGGCAGCGCAAAUUUUCGUGCCCGAGCGUUGUAAUUGAAGUAUUUUCGUACAGUUCGUGCCGUGUUUUCGUGAAAGUGCAGCAGCCGGAGUGCAGCCAAUACGGUGUUUUUCUCCACCGACUGCCACUGGCACACGCAAGGAGGAGCGUGAACCGUGAAUUGCUAAAAAUCAGUAGUGGCCAGCCCAUCAAACGGUAAAUAUUGGCCAGCAAACUGACCGCGCGACACUGCGGAAGUGGGGAAAGAAAGGAUCCUCCCAGGGAUCGGUGGCAGCAGCAGCAGCAGCAGAACCGAAACAACCGCAGCAGCAGCAGCCACCUCGAAAGUGGAUUGGACGCAGGGUCGGCUUUCGCUGGGGUAAGCCACACAGAACUGCACCCAACGAACCGGAUCGUCCGUCCGACGGGCAGCCAAUCGCAGCAACAGCAGCAACCGGUGAGCAAGGGAAGGAAGAAGAAGAAGAAGAAGAUCAAGAAGUCCGGCCGGUGGUUGUUGCGGAGCAGGGGAGCAUCGAAAGCACUGCGGCGCCCCCCACUGUCGCUCCUCCGGCGAAGGCGAAAUCGGCCACCAGUUCGCUGUUCAGCUCGCUGGUACUAGCAGCAGCGCCCAAGCGUCGCAAGGCAAACAACAUCAUCCCGGCCGGUAGUGGUGGUGGUGGCGGUGUUGUUGAGGAGCGCAGCGGCGCCAGCGUCGGCAUCGCCGAGGAAGGAGGCACCCCGGGCCCCGAAGGACGACGACGUGGUGGAGGAGGCGGAGGCGUAGGCUUCCAGCUGCUGACCCGCUUUCUCACUGUUCUCGGCGGAAAACGUGCGCACCGAACGGCCGCAAAAACGGGGAAGGAAUUUCUUCCGACAGAGGGCUUAAAUUUGUGUUUAUUUCUCUCUCUUUCUCUUUCUCUGUUCUCUAUCCUCUGGCCCAACUCCUCCUGGCCUCAUCAUCCCGGUGCGCUGCUUCUCCCAUCUCGAAACUCGAUGUCCCGCCAUCCCGAUUGCUGCUGUCGUGUGCCAAUCGGUUCCUCCAUCACAACAACGGCUGCCCGAUCCCGAUCGCUCCAUUUCUGAAAAAAACCCCAUCAUCAUCAUCAUCCUUCUCCUGUUCCUGUGUGUCCUGCUACUGCUGCUGCCCGGCGGUCGCCCCGGUCGCGUCGCUAUGGAUUUUGACAAAACCGUGGAAGCGAUGGACACGCAAGACGACAAUGAAAUCGAUCCGCCCAACAUUCAGAACCUCACGAACGCGGUCGCCGCAGCACCACCAGCCCCGACGUCAGAGGCCGUCGUCGCCGCAGUGGCGGCAGCCGCCGUCGCCGCCGCCAACGGUGCGAGCGCGGACGGGGGCGGGGAAGCGAUGGCGCUGGACGAUCAGGACUUCCUGAACGACGAGGUGCGGUCGGAGGCCACGUUCAGCUAUGUGAUAACGAAGUUCAGCCGGCUGACCGAGUCGAUACUGUCGCCGCCGGUGUACGUGCGCAACCUGCCGUGGAAGAUACUGGCGAUGCCGCGCAACAACGACAACUCGGUGUCGCCCGCCAAGGGGCUCGGCUUCUUCCUGCAGUGCAACGGCGAGAGCACCAGCAACAACUGGAACUGCUCCGCGUCGGCCGAGCUGCGGCUGCUGAAGGCGGACCGGAGCGCGGAACCGUUCAUCCGCCGGAUCCGGCACACGUUCUGCAUGCAGGAGAACGACUGGGGCUUCUCGUCGUUCAUGAACUGGCAGGAGAUACUGGACCCGGCGAACGGGUUCAUCGAGAACGACACGAUCACGCUGGAGGUGUACGUGAACGCGGAGCCGCCGCGCGGCAUCUUCUGGGACUCGAAAAAGCACACCGGGUACGUGGGGCUGAAGAACCAGGGCGCCACCUGCUACAUGAACUCGCUGCUGCAGACGCUCUACUUCACCAACCAGCUGAGGAAGGCGGUGUACAAGAUGCCGACCGAGGCGGACGACGACUGCAAGUCGGUGGCGCUCGCGCUGCAGCGCGUCUUCCACGACCUGCAGACGCAGAACAAACCGGUCGGCACGAAGAAGCUGACCAAGAGCUUCGGCUGGGACGCGCUCGACUCGUUCAUGCAGCACGACGUGCAGGAGUUUCUGCGCGUGCUGCUGGACAAGCUGGAGAACAAGAUGAAGGGCACCAGCCUGGAGGGCACGAUCCCGAAGCUGUUCGAGGGCAAGAUGAUCUCGUACAUCAAGUGCCAGAACAUCGACUACACGAGCCGGCGCACGGAAACGUUCUACGACAUCCAGCUGAACAUCAAGGGGAAGAAAAACAUCCAGGAAUCGUUCAAGGACUACAUCGCGACGGAGAUCCUGGACGACGACAACAAGUACGAUGCGGGCGAGCACGGCCUGCAGAAGGCGGAGAAGGGCAUCCUGUUCAUGAAGUUCCCGCCCGUGCUGCACCUGCACCUGAUGCGCUUCCAGUACGAUCCGAUCUCGGACAAUUCGGUCAAGUUUAACGAUCGCUUCGAGUUCGACGAGAAGAUCAACCUGGACCCGUUCCUGGAGUCGCACGAGGAGACGCCGGCCACGUACAUACUGCACGCGGUGCUGGUCCACUCCGGCGACAACCACGGCGGCCACUACGUGGUCUACAUCAACCCGAAGAACGACGGCAAGUGGUGCAAGUUCGACGACGAUGUGGUGUGCCGGUGCAGCCGCAAUGAGGCGAUCGAGCAGAACUACGGCGGGCACGACAACGAGCUGAACAUGCGCCACAGCAGCAACGCGUACAUGCUGGUGUACGUGCGCGAAUCGGUCGUGCACCAGGUGCUGGAGGAGGUGAAGGAGAGCGACAUCCCGGAGGAGCUGCUCGAGCGGCUGAACGAGCAGCGGCGCAUCCAGCAGGUGCGGCGCACGGAGCGCACCGAGGCGUCCAACUUCGUCAACCUGAACAUCCUGCUCGCCGACUACAUGGAGGUGCACCAGAAGUCGGACCUGUUCGACGCGACGACGGCCGCGUACCGCACGCUCAAGGUGCGCAAGACGACCGACCUUGCCUCGGUGGUGCAGCAGGUCGGGCGCGCGUUCAAGGUCGACCAGUACCGGCUGUGGGAGGUGAAGAAGCCCGCCAACCAGAAGCCGCACAAGUUCGAGUACAUCGAUCCGGCGUCGACGGAGACGUGCGCCAAGUACGCGUCGCCCGAGACGAAGCACUCGUGCACGAUCUUCCUCGAGCUGCCGCUGCCGGGCCGGACCGAGCUCGAGCCGGCCAAAAUCACGUUCGAGGACACGCUGCUGUUCUUCAAGUUCUACGAUCCGGUGGAGAAGCGGCUGAACUACUGCGGCCACGGUCUGUACAAACCGUCGACGACGGUCGCCGAGCUGGUGCGCGGGCUGAACAAGCGCGCCUACUUCGAGCCGGACACCGAGCUGCAGCUGUACGAGGUGGUGGACAUUAACAAGGCGCAGAAAAUCACGGACCAGUUCCAGACGCUGCAGACCGCCCUGUCCUUCCUCUGCCACGGCACGAUCGUGGUGUUCGAGAAGCUGCACCCGCCGCAGGACAAUCUCGAGUUUCCGACGUGCGAGGCGUACUUCAAGGAUCUGUUCUGCCGCAUGGAGGUCAUCUUUCUCGACACGCUCAUCCCGAACGAUACCGGCUUCACGCUCGACCUGUCGUCCGAGUCGACGUACGACCAGAUCGCGAAGGCGGUCGGCCGCCGCAUCAACGUCAACCCGUACGAGAUACAGUUCUUCAAGAGCAAAAACUACAGCGACCUGCCCGGGCAGCCGCUGUCGCACAGCUACGCCGGCUCGCUGCGGGAGGUGCUGCAGUACAGCAAGACGAAAACGAUCCGCAAGCUGUUCUACCAGAAGCUCUCGAUCAACAUCAACGAGCUGGAGAACAAGAAGCAGUUCCGCUGCCUCUACCUGAUGCCGAACCUGAAGGAGGAGAAGGAGCUGAUCCUCUACCCGAACAAGAACGGUACCGUGCGCGACCUGCUCGAGGAGGCCCGGAAGGUGAUCGAGUUCGCGGAGGCGAGCACGAAGCAGCUGCGGAUUUCCGAGCUGUCGAAGAACCGGCUGUCGCCCGGGCCGGCCGACGAUACGCCGCUCGACCAGCUGCACGACUACACCGAGAACCCGUUCGUGCAGAAGUCGAGCAUCGGCAACCAGACGAUGUACCGCAUCGAGGAGGUGGCCGAGGACGAGGUGGCGCUCGGCGAGCACGAGAUGCUCGUGCCGGUGCUGCACUUCACCAAGGACAUCUCGAGCGUGUUCGGCAUACCGUUCUUCAUACGCACCGUGCAGGACGAAACGUUCGCCUCGCUGAAGGAGCGCAUGAAGAAGAAGCUGGGCGUGUCGGACAAGGAGUGGGAGAAGUACCGGCUAGCGAUCAUCACCGAGCACAUCGACUACAUCGACGACGAGAUGAUACAGAUCAAGCUGGAAACGUUCCGGGGCGAUCCGAGCGACCCGCACUCCCGGACCUUCCUCGGGCUGGAGCACAUCAACAAAAACACCAAACGCAGCAGGUUCAACUACAUGGAAAAGGCGAUCAAGAUUUACAACUAGAUAUCCAGCAAGCAGGAGAGAGCGAAAGAGAGAGAGAGAGAGAUAGAGAGAGAUAGAGAUACUAAAUUCGCACUUUACAGUGCUCAGUGAAAAGCCUUGUUUUCCCCCGCCCUCAUCAGGAUCAUCGAUCGAUCGGUUGUCGUCAUCGUCAUCGCCGCUGCUAUCAUCACCACCGCCAACACAACCCCUCGACCUUUUUGUGGGUUGUUGAGUUGAGCCGCUGGAGGGGAGGGAAUGUAGAAAGUAUGUGAGUGUAUUUGAAAUAUCACGAUUUUUUGUUUCUAUUCUGAUCGGUUCUUGUCCAAUAUCGAGGGCACGAAACGGUCAUUUUAAAAUGCAGCAGUGGUCCUCGGCCUUGCCAGAGGCCAAUGCACACGAUUUAUUCUUGCUGCCGGCGAGACACUGAUUGUACCAUAGCAAUGAAUGUUGUGUAAAAGAGAGAGAGAGUAUGCAAAAUACAAAAGAAACGGAUGAGACGAACUAGGUUCGACUUCAACACACACACAACCGGUUGAAGACAGUCAAUAGGCGUGUUAUCGUUCAUUCUUAAAUUGAAUGGCCGGGAAAAUCUUGUUGCAUUGCCUCCAUACAUACACUCACACCCACAUCAGCAGAUAAAAAACAUCGAGAUAGGAGGAUGAAGCAUUGUAAAAUUAGCAAUUACGUACGGACCUGUUUGCUUUUAUGGGGAAAACUUAUCGCAAAAUUAAGGGGCGCCCCCAGCCCCAGUUAGGAACACCACAGCGCACAGCGAAACCGGAGAGAGUGCAAAGAGGAGCAAAACCUGUGCGUUCCCGGAUGCGCGAUUUUUUCUGUUGUCGCAUACACGGUGGGUGUGUUCUAAAAUACUUUUAAAAGCGCUGAACAACGUUUCAUUUUGGGCGCGCGCGCAAGCUUUAUACUGCUGUUUCGUGUGCUUUUGGUUGUAGUUCGUUUAUUAUAUGCUGCUUUUGUAUACAGUUAAUAUAAUUCUACUGAAAUUAAUGUGUUUUUUUUGUGUCUCGUUGUGUUUUGUGUGUUUCAAUCCGGUGCUGUGUUUUGUGUGUACAAUUCGGUUUAUUUUUGCUGUGGAAGCAUGUUAAAAGACUCCCAUUGCAGCAGGACAGCAACGGCAAGCAGGCAGCGACGAACCCAGCACACAACCAGCCGAUGCGUAAAAGAAGGUGCAGAAGGGUGGCGAGAUAUAGGUAUGGUUUGUUAAGGGCGAUCCAUACCUAUAUCAGGCAGCGAUGGCGAUGGGCGAUCGCCAGACAAAGUCUCUACAAACGAAACCCGAACCAACCAACCAAUCAACCAUGAUACAAUUACUGCUGGCAUAGAACGUAAUAAUAAAAAAAAUAGCCCAGAGUGUGUGUGUGUGGGGUGCUUCUCUCGAGCAACAAGUGCCACAGGGAGAUUAAAAAAGAAGAAGAAAAAGAGAAAUCCCCAGAUGGCGGAUUAGGAAUUAAAACGAAUUAUGCAAACAGUUUAAUAUUAUAGAUAGUUGUGAGUGAAUGAGAGGAUAAAAGCAGAUAAGUGUGCACGAGAGGACAGGCUAAUAAUGUUGAACAAAAAAAAAAUGAUGAAAACUAAAACAAAAUACAUAACUGCACACAAACACACAGAAAUACGCGCGGCGUAAGAGAUUUGCUGAGAUGUGCUGAAGGCAAAUUACAAGAUAGGAUGUACAGAUGACACUGACGGCCAACAGAAUGACGAACCUAGCGACCGGUUGGAGGGUUUAAAAAGUUGUCCAAGAACAGACGAUAACUGCAGAGUGUUAAUGCAAAACAAAAGGUGAUCUUGGCAAUUUAAAGCUUAUCUUUGUGUCGCAUGUAAGCAUCGGCUGAGAGAGAGAGAAUAGUAAUUUGUUACUAGGAAGGGAUUGCUUACGUAAAACACUGAUGAUGAGCAUAUUCUCUCUAACGAUUAUAGAAAACAAACAAAACAUCGAUGGCGUAAAAAACCCAGCGGAGACGAAUGAAUAGAAGCUUAAAAAAGAGAUACGAUUAAAACUGAACGAGCGGUGAGAAUUGUUGAGCAUGAGGAUGGAUGAAGAAAGUCUGACUAUGCAGGCGCACGAAGCAAAAGCAGCGCGCGAUCGACAGCAAGACCAAGCCAGCAUAUGAACGCGCACGUUUAGUACUGAUGAUCGCAGCUCUGCCCCAGUUACUGAUUUAUAACUUUAAAACAAAUGUCUAAUAAGAAUAUUUUGCUAGCUUAGUGCGUAGCAUGGAGAAAGCGAGAGCGAGAUGCAGACGGUCUAGUAAGACAGAAAACAGACACGAAAACCCUGCCCAAUGAUCAUCAUGGAAGAGAGAGAGAGAGUAAGUUCAAGCUGUCGGUGUGUAGUAGCAGCUCUCGUGACUUUCAUACACAACGUUGACAGGCCCCCUAGCCUUGCGAGGUGAGGAUUCUAGACAACUUACGUGCACUUACUGAAAACGAAGAAAUCCUUAGCUCUUGCUCUUCUGUGUGUGCGUGUGUAAACGAAGAGGAUGGUUCUUCAUGCCCCCGCCCCCUCCGAAACCACAGACAGAGAAUGUUGGCACACAGGAAAUUGAGUUAUACAGAGUUGUAACACACAGUUUUGAACGAUUGACUGUCGCCGUCACCGCCGCUCAGAGACUAGGAAAGAUUAAGCAACAUUAAAGAGGAAAAUUCAAAAAAAAAAA
Anopheles arabiensis is the source of this 7238-nucleotide messenger RNA. It is a transcript of the gene Usp7, whose product is annotated as ubiquitin carboxyl-terminal hydrolase 7. Bases 1219 to 4584 code for a protein of 1121 amino acids. The record is from RefSeq and is a predicted model, not a curated record. NCBI's taxonomy places the organism in Eukaryota, Metazoa, Arthropoda, Insecta, Diptera, Culicidae. Gene Ontology annotation, molecular function: cysteine-type endopeptidase activity; cysteine-type deubiquitinase activity; protein binding. Gene Ontology annotation, cellular component: cytosol; nucleus. Gene Ontology annotation, biological process: regulation of protein stability; protein deubiquitination. The transcript is spliced from 4 exons.